AUGGAUCGUUUAAGUGACCCUCAGGGAAAUCCGUUACGAAAUCCGCCGCGCGGAAACCCGGAUCGACCGAACGGUAAUCGCCAAGAGCGUCGAGCCGCGGCGGCUUGGCGGAGGGUGCAAACUGCUGUAUCAGAAAGUAGCGCAGAAUCCCCCGCGGAACCUAAGUAUCGCCGAAGUCAAAUGGAAGGCUUCGAGCAAAGGCUACAAAAUCUACAGGAUCAAUUUGAAGGCAAGGUGAGGCCUUCUGCUAAGAAUCUAUUAACCUCCUCGCCCUUCGUGGAUGAAAUCAUGGACUAUCGGGCUCCCGCGGACCUAAAAAUCCUGGAACAUGCUACUUUCGAUGCCAACCGAUUCCUCACUCAUUACGCCGUAAACAUCAAGCCGCAGCGCAAUCUUACCCACUUGAGCGGAAUCAAUCAAGAUGAGGGAGAAGCUUUGAAGACGUAUCUGGCUCGCUGGCAAAAAGAGAGAGCCAGUCGUCAGGCAGACACAGAAGAGGCUGUGAGACAAAAACGGCAGCGAGAAGCUGCCGGAUCCAGCGCUAAGCGAUCCCGACCUGACUCCAGGAGUCGAGCGGAACCUGAGCGUCCUAGUCGCAUUGAGGUUCGACGGGGAGCUGAGAGGGUGGGGGCUCCGCCCCCUCGCCUUACCGCGGCCCAACCCGUGCAUGAGGUAAAAGAUACCUUGCCUCCCCCUCCGCCUCUGAAACCUGGAGAUCAGCCCGAGAUCCUACCUCCGGGAGGGGUUCCGGCGAAAUACUGUCGAUAUCACCGAUCGACUACGCAUACCACGGAGGAAUGUUUUUACCUGCGCAAAGACAUAGAGGCCAUGAUACAGAAGGGUGCCCCACCCCCACCUAAUCAGUGGAGGCGACAUCCGCGCUCCGACAAAACAGAUUCACGCUCCGAUCGAGGAAAACAACCCGCUUCUGAGGAAGAGGAGACUAAUUGGAAGCACAAACCUGUUAUCAACAUGAUAGUAGGAGGACCGGAAGGAGGAGACUCAUCCGGUUCUCGGAAAGCUUGGGCUCGGCAACUGUACGUGGGGACCAUCUAUGGUCGGGAUGAUAGUCUAAAAAAGGUAUGUCGAGAACCCAUCUUGUUUACCGACGAGGACCUACCCCGAAGCCAACAUCCCCAUCGGGAUGCUUUGGUUAUCACCAUGGACGUCCAUGGCACGGUAGUCCGAAGAGUCCUAGUGGACACAGGGAGUAGCGUGAACAUCUUGUAUCUGGAGGUGUUUGAGAGAUUGGGGUUACAACGUAACAAGCUAAAACCUGUGAAAACACCUUUGGCCGGUUUUACCGGGGACUCGAUUGAGUCAGAAGGAUCCAUACGUUUGCCGGUCGAAAUCGGGACCUUUCCCAACCUUCGAAGCAUAGACAUGGAAUUUGUGGUAGUCAACCUAUCCUGCUCCCAUAAUAUGAUUCUGGGGUGA
Molecule: messenger RNA, 1437 nt
Organism: Ipomoea triloba (trilobed morning glory)
Lineage: Eukaryota; Viridiplantae; Streptophyta; Magnoliopsida; Solanales; Convolvulaceae
Exons: 3
Coding region: 1-1437 (478 amino acids)
Source: RefSeq, a predicted model, not a curated record